This is a messenger RNA of Eupeodes corollae, 1148 nucleotides long. RefSeq names its product general transcription factor IIF subunit 2 (gene TfIIFbeta). Bases 143 to 961 code for a protein of 272 amino acids. Lineage: Eukaryota; Metazoa; Arthropoda; Insecta; Diptera; Syrphidae. Gene Ontology annotation, biological process: transcription by RNA polymerase II; transcription initiation at RNA polymerase II promoter. Gene Ontology annotation, cellular component: transcription factor TFIIF complex. The transcript has 2 exons. The record is from RefSeq and is a predicted model, not a curated record.
GCCAGACGGCCGGUAAUUAAGAUAGAAGCAACAAGCAUUUGAAAAUAUAUAAAAAGAGAAACACAAUUAUUCGAAAGAAAUCUGAUUUUUUAAGUUAAAAUAUACAAACAGUAUAAUACUUUAGUUCUCAAUAGAAAAAAUUAUGUCUAAAGACGACAAGGAUAAGCCCCAAGUGGACAAAGAGCUCGACCUUUCAAAUGCAGGUCGUGGCGUUUGGCUAGUGAAAGUGCCUAAGUACAUUGCCAACAAAUGGGAAAAGGCCCCCUCGAACAUGGAUGUGGGCAAAUUAAGAAUCAGCAAAACUCCCGGACAAAAAGCACAAGUUUCCCUUUCACUUACUCAAGCUGUUGUGAACCUAGAUCCUGAAGAAAAAAUUCCAACCGAACACAUCCUCGAUGUGUCGGUGGUGACAAAACAGACACUUGGUGUGUUCUCCCAUGCGGUGCCCAAAGAAUCGUCUAAAGAUGAUGUUAUACCCGAAGCUGAAAAAUUGUAUAUGGAAGGAAGAAUUGUUCAGAAGCUCGAAUGCCGCCCAAUUGCUGAUAAUUGUUACAUGAAACUGAAACUUGAAUCGAUUCGAAAGGCUUCCGUGCCACAGCGUCGAGUUCAAGCAAUUGAUAAGAUUGUUCAGAACUUUAAGCCAGUCAAGGACCACAAGCACAAUAUCGAGUAUAGAGAAAGAAAGAAAGCAGAAGGUAAAAAGGCUCGUGACGAUAAAAAUGCAGUUCUUGACAUGCUGUUUAAUGCAUUUGAAAAGCAUCAAUACUAUAAUAUCAAGGAUUUGGUGAAGAUAACAAAGCAACCUAUUGGUUAUCUUAAAGAAAUACUUAAAGAAGUCUGUGAUUACAAUAUGAAAAAUCCUCACAAAAACAUGUGGGAAUUAAAGAAGGAAUAUCGCCAUUACAAAACGGAUGAGGAGAAAAAAGACGAGAAAUCACCUUCAGAUAGUGACUCAGACUAGCCAUAACAUUAAAUUUCGUGUUGAUGUCCAGUCAAGACCCCGUAGGUUUCUUGUAAAUAUAGACAAAUUAGAAUAUUGAUGUUUUUAAAUGCGAGAAAUAUUUAAUCUAUUUUAAUUUUACAAAAAAAAUACACAAGAAUUGAAAAGAAAAACCAAUUUAAACCCCAAUACAUUGUUGAUGCUUUUC